Annulohypoxylon maeteangense is the source of this 1067-nucleotide messenger RNA. RefSeq lists its product as uncharacterized. The record is from RefSeq and is a predicted model, not a curated record. NCBI's taxonomy places the organism in Eukaryota, Fungi, Ascomycota, Sordariomycetes, Xylariales, Hypoxylaceae. The coding region runs from base 35 to 820 and encodes 261 amino acids. The transcript has a single exon.
GCACUAACUAAUCUAUUGAACAAGAAAUAGGAUUAUGGAGAAAAAGUCAAGUGUUCUUCGGCGUGCCCAAGGUAUCAUCAAUUAUUACGAUGCUGGACUACCGGGCUUGAUAGAUAUAUGCUGCUCACCAGGACAUAUAUAUGACGCCGCCGAUGCUUUCGUAACCGCCCAGGGAAACGAGAUUUUACACAUCCAACUGCCUCACAAUUCACGCCAAUUUUUAAUCCUCUCCCAAGAGCUCCUAGAUGGUGCGCGUAAUUUAUACGGUGUCCCCUGUACUUGGUUCUUUGGCAGCAACCGACUCUUCCAGAGGCGAUAUAACACACCACGAGCCAAAAUGCUGUCGCUUGUGAGCAGCAUGAUCAAGCAGCUUAUCGAUAUACUACCAAGGAGAUUCGAGGACCCGGACAUGGCACUCUCACGACGGGUAUUCAACAGUCUACGUCUACACUCGCCGGACAUGUCCAUAACGAUUCCUGCGGCUGUAAGAAUCAUCAUAGCCCUCAUUAAUGUGAUACCUACCGAGAUACUAUUUUUCUUCGAGGGAUGCAACGAUUUGGCGUUAUUAGCAGACGAGAGACCUCUUGACGAAGCCUGCAACGCCAUCGGGGAUUUGCUUCGUUUUCUAGCACGAGACGAACCGGGAAGACCUCGAAAGAUACUUUGGAUUGAGACUGGAACAUCUGCCGCUUUCAUUAGAACGAUAACAGUGACGAUGAACCUCGAAAAGUACACCAAUGUGGCAUAUCCUGCAGACUGGGAUAAUGCGACGAGGAGCAGGAGACGUAGUCGUGCAGGCGGUCGUGCAACAAGGCGGUAAUACUCAACAUCAAGGAAGGUGAUAUAUGCUGUUACUGUGGAUACGACUUUGGAAUUAUGAUUUCUGGCAUUUUUGGGGACUGAGUGGAGAGUUAAGCAUUGUAAAGGAGCUUACCUCUCCAUUCAAUAGCAUGUUACCUAAUCAAUAUAUACACCACAGUGUUGGAGGAUGAAUAAGGCUCGGAGGAAUUAAUUUGAAGCAUGCUGGUUUUCUAUAUGUUGAGGUAUCGGAUUUCUCGACGGCAACU